AUGAUUUAAAAAGACUUGUUAGAAAAAAAAUAACAAUCAAAAAUUAUCAAAUAACCUCAACUUAUUGACUUAGUUAAAUACUAAUAAAAAGAAAUUGUUGACAAAGACUUAUUCAAAUGUAAUAAUAUGAAAAAUAUGAUUUUUAGUUAAACAAUUAUUGGAUCAGAGAAAUUAUGAGGAAGCCUUAAUGGAGAUAGAAGAAAUAAUGAAAUAGAACUAACUUCUCAAAGAUGAAAAAAAGAAUGAUGACGAGCUAUUAAUGCAUAAAUGUAGUAAAGUUUAUAACUCUUAAGCAAAUAUCUUAUUAAGAUUAGAUAAAUAUAAAGAGUCUUUGGAAUGUGUUAAUCAAGCACUUGCUUUAAAUCCAGAAAAUAAAGAACUGUAUUAUCUCUAAGGUGUAAAUUUCUAUCAAGUUUUUUAGGGAUAACAUUAGUUAAGUUAAAUAAAUUUUCAGAGGCUUUUCAAAGUUUUAUUCAUACCAGUCAUUAAAAUCAAGAAUCUUAUAUUUAUCUAGGUAAUAAUUUUUUUAAUUUUCAAUUAAGGGAUAGCACUAGAAAGUAUGGGUGGUUAUACUGGGGCUUACAACUUUUAUGAAGAAGCUUAAAAGUAUGGUGAGAAUUCAUAGUUGUUAAAUAUUCUGAAAGGUUUUUUACAAUACAAUUGUUAUUUUAGCUUAAGCAUUAACUGGUUCAAGAAAAUAUGUAUAAGCUGUGGAAUUGUGUGAUAAAACUAUUUAGAAUACUGAUCUGGAUAAAUUUGCAUAUUCUGUUAAGGGUAUCAAAAGGAAAAAUUAAUUUUAAGCAAGGGCAUUACAAAUGUCACUAAGAUAUGAAGAAGCCAUAGAAGUAUGCGAUAAGUUAAUUCAAAUGGAUGAAAAUUAUGCAAUACCCUAUGAAAUUAAGGGUAUGUUUAGUGAAAAAUAAUUGAUUAGGAAAGAUCUUAUCAGUUUUAAAUAGGCCUGAGGAAGCAAUCGAAUAAUGUCUAAAAGCUAUUGAAUUAGAUUAGAAUAAUUAUUUAACUUUGGCUACCAUCUGUAAAUAAUAUUGAAAGUUUACUUUAGCUGGAGUAUUAAAUUAAUUAAAACGUUAUGAAGAAGCAAUAGAAUUUUCUGAUAAGUCACUUUAAAUUAAUCCAGGUGAUAUUGCUCUUGGCAAUAAGGGUAUUUUUUAAAACUCAAUAAUUAAGGACUUGCAUUAUAUAAUUUAAAUCGACUUGAACAAGCUGUUUAAUGUUUUGACUUAGCCCUUUAAAUAACAAAUAAUCAUCCUUUAAUUAAUUUACAUAUGGGUAUGGUUAAUAUAGAAUAAUCAUUUUAGGAACUACAUUAUUCGAACUAGGUAGGGUAAAAGAAUCCCUUGAAUAUUUCGAUAUGGCCAUCAAAAAUAAUCCAAUAUCUAUUAAUGCUUAUUUGAGAAAAGGUAGAAUUGAAUCUAACUCAAUAUUUUAGGAAUGGCAUUAUUUACUUUAGAAAGAUACUAAGAGGCUAUUGACACCUUUGACUUAUUAAUCUCUAAAUAACCAAAUAAUGAUUAAGCAUUUUUUUAGAAAGGUAAAUGCGAAAAUAGCAAUAUUAGGAAGGUCUCUAUAUAAUUAAGAUAGAUUUGAAGAGGCACUUUUAGCUUUAAACUAAGCCCUUAAACUCAAUCCAGAUGUCUUUUUGAUUUGGAAUAUCGCUGGUAUAUUCAAAUUUAUCUAAAUAAUCAGGAGAAACUUUAAUGGCUUUGAAUAAAUUUGAUGAGGCGUUAUAAUGUUUUUAUAGAUCAAAUAAACUAAACCCAUAGGAUGAAGUAGCUAUGGCUUUGAUUGGUAAGUUUUAUAAGUUAAAACUUUAGGAAUUGCAUUAGAGAGUAUGAAUAAAGAUGAUGAUGCCAAGCAUUGGUUUACUGAAGCCAUAAAAGUUAAUCCAAAAAGUCAUGUUGCAUUGAUUUAUUUGGGUAUAUAUUCUAAUCUUAUAUUUGUAGCAAAAACGUUAUUAAAAACUGGAGAUCAUGAAGAAGCAUUUUAUGCUGCAAAAAGAGCUGUGUUUCUAUAACCUUAGAAUCAAUAGUAUUAAGAGAUUUAUGGUAAUUAUUAAUAUAAUCUUUAGUUAAAGCCGUAUUUAUGUACGAACUUUCAAAAAAAUCUAAGGAAUAAAAGGAAUGAAG
Messenger RNA from Paramecium octaurelia, 2144 nucleotides. Lineage: Eukaryota; Ciliophora; Oligohymenophorea; Peniculida; Parameciidae. The record is from the annotation of a GenBank genome assembly.